AUGGCUGCAUCUUUGUUGUUUGCUAUACGCUCAUCUCUAGCAGCCCUGUUAAUGUUUGUGACAGCACAGCAAUCCGGUAAGCCGAAGCAAUGCAAAUUUGUUUAAUUAUUUAAUAGGUUAUCAUUCACAUAAUCUUUGUUAUAUAGACCUCUAUGAUAUUUUGAUUCCUUGCUUGUUAUUUCAGAGGCUAUUGGGUGGAGCAAACAGCCUACCAAACCAACAAUCCUAGUAGAAGGAAUUAACAAUACUGAUCAGUCCCUCGUGUGGGAAUUCUUCCUUGAGUCAAACGAGACUGUUCAAAACGUUUUACUUCAAAGAAAAAAGCCUGGAGAAAAGAAUCCAACCACAUUCGCAUCCAGACUCGCUGGCUCCUCGUUUACCUUAUUGGAUGGUACAUACAGGAAAGAGUACGGUACAAGUCUUCCGAAUACGCUUAUUUUGAGAAAUGUCACAAAUGACGAGGAAUUUAUUUACUUAAUCGUGGUAAAUUACAUUAAAAACAACGUCGCUCAACCUCGUAAAAGCGAUCAAGUGGAAUUAAUUGUUUACGGUGAGUAAUGAUUUCUUAAUGGUGUGCUGUUUGAUUUCGCGAUCUCCUAGACUAUCAAAGAUCAAGUGAUUCCGCAUCGUAGUUUACUGUCAGAUACCUUCAAGCCUAUGCGUUAGCAGGUUUUUACCCAGAGCUUAAACUAAUAAUACUACCAUAACUGCUUCUAGUUUUGAAUUAAUGAUGAAUGGAUAACUUUUGAUUUAUCUUUAAAAGUAUAAGCGUUCGCAAAAGAGAAAGCUAACAUCAACCCAUGUGAAGCAUUUUAGAUAUGUACCCUAGCUUAAAAAUUAAAAAAGAAACUGUUACCUUCAAAAAUACGAAAGUAUUAAAUCAAAAUCUUAGCAUUUCGUCGUCAGUGAUCUUCUGGUUACCGUUCAGUAGCAUUUGGGAAACAACUAUGGAAGUCAGUCUCUCCUAUAUUUUUUUGAAGUCAUUCAGGGACGCUAAGCCUGCCAGUCAAUUUUUGCACACACACCAAAAAAUUCAACCAUGAGAGCAGUAAAAAACAAUCAACUCUAAGUGAGGAUAAAUUAUUAAUAAACAGUAUUCUUUACUAAAAUCUUAAAAAAAGCUGCACACAAAACUUCAGUAAAACUGAUAUUCAUAAAAAGAAAACGUAAAUGUCAAUACAAAAUUCCGGCAAAACCCCUUCGCGAUUCAAAAUUCCAAAAAAUCACAUAGAGUUAUAAAAAAAUCAAGUCAUUAUUGAUAAAUAAUGGCAUGUUUUAUUCCCCUAAAAAAAUGUCAAUAGUCUACUUUAAAAAAAAAAAAAUGAAUAUCGUGAUAACAGAACAUAGUUUCUCAGUAAAUGUAGAUAUGUAGAUUCGAGCAAAAAAAAAAAGUAAAAAUUUUAAAACAAUUUAUUAAGCAGAAAAACCUUUGUCAUGUUAUUUUUUCCACCUUAACUUGAAAGGUCAUGAUGAGAUGUUUGGUGAAAUUGUGCGUGGUUAAAUUGAUCGAUGAAAACACUUACAAAGUUAAUAUUGGAUGUGAAGUCAUGCAUCCUUUACUGAUUCAAUAUUUUAAUAUCUAAAAAUAUGGCUUACCUUUUGCAUUUAACAAUUUAUUUAUCUUAUAAACAAGCAUGCAUUAAGAGAAUUUAAACCUUGGCCUUUUUCAUUCAUUUGAAAAGAAAAUUCUAUCCUCAUUCUGCCAGCCCAAUUCUCCGACCUCAUUUAAUUUUAUGGUCGCCAGGGUGACGGGAUGAUCGUGUAGGCUUGGAAAAUGUCAACCAAAGCUUGACCAAUAACAGCAGAGGUUAUCAUAGAAACUAUAUGGAGCUGAUGAAUAAAAGUUGUAAAUGUGAUUCUUUAACAUUCCUGCUCUAAGGCCUGGUUGUCACUGGCACAUAAGCAUAAGCAUAACUCGCACGCACAGAAUGGCAUAUUUGACUCAAUUCUCUAUAACAGCUCUCCUCAACCCGAUGGUAAACAAGAUGGCAGACGCUUCGUCCGCCAUAUUGCUUUUGAUAUAUUCGCAUGAGGUCUGGGUCAAAGUGGCCUAUGAUUGGGCAACGUCCUUGUGUUUAUGCUUGUGCUUAUGUCGCCCCCGUUUUCACUAGUGAAAGCUACGACAUAAGCAUAACCAUAAGCACAAGAAGAACGAAUUUGUCCGUUCUUCUUGUGCUUAUACUUAUGCUUAUGUCGACCCAGUUUUCACUUGCAUACACGUGUGCUUGUGCUUAUGCUUAUGCUUAUGAGCUAGUGAAAACCGUGCUUAAGUUUCCUUUUAAUAACUGAUUAUCAACUUUGCAUUAUUAUUUUGCUAGCUUCGAAAUUAUAUGAUAAUUUUAUGAGAGAAUCACAACAUAUAUAUAGAUUUAGCCAGGGCUAAAAGCGAAGCUCUCGAUAAUAUUUAUAGUUUGCCCAGACAAAAUAUAUAAUCGUGUAAUUAUGCCAAGCGGCGAAGGUAACGAAAACGGUGAAAAAACAACAAUGUGCCUAACUAGCAAAAAAGCAACUUUGCACGUGUAGCACAGUUUGUUUGCACAUUUCUUUGCCGUUAUUUUGCACGACUACACCGUGAAACUUCCAGAAACUUCCUAGUUACAGGUGUUAUAGAGAAAAUUUCGCACGUGUUCAUGUCCAUUUUUUUUUUUUUCAGUGCCGCUCAUUUUCACCUUGAUGGCCGCUAGCAUUUCUUAUUUCCUCACCGCCGCUACAAAAUUUUCAUGUUGAUCUUCCAACAAAAAAUGUCUACUUUGUCUUUUAUUUCUCGCUCUAGCUGUCUGUCGCCUACUUUCUCAUUUUCUCUGUCUUUCUCUUUCUCUGUAUUGUAAUAAUACAGUAAUACUUUAGACAACAUGGAUACAGAAAUAAUUUCCCCUUUCCGUAUUUGUCUUUAUUGACUCUUGUGUCUCUGCUUCACUAGACGCGGGUGGCUAUGCGACUUUCCGCCACAAUGACCUCGAGCUGCAAUACCUGUUGAUUGAGUUAUUUUAAAUUAGUUUGCCUGUGGUGCGGACGGACGGACGGUCGGUCGGGCGGUCGGGCGGCCAUACGGUCACGUGAUUACCAAAAUUUCUCGGAUGGUAGAUUACCACAUUUAGGUAUGGGGCUGCGCUCGUGCGCGCUUCACGAGCGUGGAGGUCCGCCAUAAGGCAGCUGUAGUGUGCCUAGACAUGAAACUUUAAAUUCACUUAAGUCAAAACGUCUGGCGUUCAAUCCAUUCAAACAUCCUACUAAACUUAACAUUUUAUUGAAUUCUCUCGGCUUUUGCAAGACUAUAAGGAGGAUGGGUGGAGGAGGGGGCUGGGGUAAAAUCGUUUGUGGGUGCCUGAAAUUCUUUCAGGCACAGUGUGCAACUGAAUAGAGGAGAAUGACAUUUUUUGGGGGUUUUAUGAGCUUUUUUCUCGCCCUUUAAUCAACUUUGGCCAUUUUUUACAUUUCAGUUCCUCCAAAAAUAACUAAGGAGCCUGUAAAACAGUCAGAAGUAGACGUUGGACAAAACUUGAUGCUCUCGUGUAAAGCAGAUGGCGAUCCAACGCCAAAAAUCAUCUGGACCAAGGACGGAGUCCCUUUUAAACAAUUUACUUCUAGUGGUUCCGAUCUACAUCUCACAAAUGUACAGAGGGAGAAUGUUGGAUCCUACAGAUGUACAGCAACUAAUGCAUAUGGAAGUGCCACCAGUAUCGCCGUCGUUAACAUAAAUUGUAAGUAG
Molecule: messenger RNA, 3709 nt
Organism: Porites evermanni
Lineage: Eukaryota; Metazoa; Cnidaria; Anthozoa; Scleractinia; Poritidae
Source: the annotation of a GenBank genome assembly